CCUCAUGUUUGGUCUGUUCAUCAGUUCCCAGAGCUCUCGCUUGUCUUCGCCUUCGUAUAUUGUGUGCGGUCAUAUAUCCUGCGAAUAACGUUGUACCAAAUAAAAACAAGGAUAUGCUUCUCUGUAGAUAAUCAGCAAACUUCAGUGCAGCCAUUGUUUUCAAACUUUUUGUAUAAUCUGAAUGUGAAUGAAUGGAAUGACCGUCUUGACCGAUAAAAAACCUUCCAAGUUGUUCCAACUUCCAACCACCAACUCAUGAGCAUUUCUGUACGUCAUGUUAUGUGUAAUAUAGUGGACCCAUGGACAUACAGUUCAAUAUGGCUGCAGUUUUAACAAAGAAUUUUCGUUUGUUAUCUGCUUUUCCAAGACAAUGCGGAGUGGUUUCUCGUUUUUUAAGUUCAGGUAUAUUGCACAAUUCGUAGAUUGUGUUAUUUACUUUAAUAAUCCUGUGAUAACAGUCAAUUUAACAUAAAAUUUGUUUGAAUUAUUUUCUCUAGAACGUUCACAAGGAACAAAGGUAACAAUUAAUACAUAACGGAAAGUUGCAAUUAUUAAUACAGUGCCGUAGCAAGCUGGAUAAUUGAGGGGGCUCAUAUUCAUAUAUCCGUGUUCACAGACCAUAAAAACAAUCGAUUUCAAAAGAAAUUUAAUUAAUAAUGCAGAACACGAAUAUAUGAAUACGGCACUGUAAUAUUAAGACGAUCAUACUAUAUACAGUGUGUAUCAAAAUAAUUCGAAUCCAAAUUUGACACACUGCUGUUUAUAAAAUACUAAAGUAAACCAUACAAUUUUUAUAUGGCAAUAAAGAAUAGCCUAUUAGGUUUUCCGAUUAUAUCGUUCUUAUAUCAAUAAGAUCAAAAAUGACCAAGAAAUCGUGUGUUAAAACUGGUUGCUCGAAAUCAAAUUUUUCCGCCGAUGGGAAUUCGAAGUGAGACGUACAAACAAAAGAUAAUGCAAAUUUAAUUAAUCAACAAACUGUUAUGUAGCAAAAUUUACAUAAAUUCGUGUUCAUUUAAAGAGAUUUAAGCUCCUAUGCCUUAAACAUGUUGAACGAGAAGAAAUUCGCGUUAAAUUUGCAUUUUAGUUUUCAGUGAUGAUUAGCAUUUCAAAGCCUUGUGGGAUUAACUUUGAAAGAAAAAAUGUCCAAUUCCCAUCGGCGGAAAAUUGUGAUUUUUAUGGACUUUUUUUGUCAAAGCAAUACUCCUUCAUUUUCCAACUAAAUGACGCGUACAGCAUGUCAUUUGAAAGAUAAAUAAAUGAACUUAACAAUGGUGUAAAAACCAACCGAAUUUGUCAAAUAUAUUCUGCGUUAUUACACGCCAAAUUUGGAUUCGAAUUAUUUUGAUACACACUGUACAGGGUGUCCCAAAAAAACACGAAAACUAUUGAAAUCACCAAUAACAAUUUAAUUGUUAGAAUUUGAAUGCCUUAGCGCUCUGUUGGUUCCCACGAGUGCAUAAAUGAUUGGCAUAAGUAAAUUUUAUGCAUAAAGAAACAGUUUAAGAAACUGUUUUUAAUUCCCAGGAGCAGAAAAUCGCGCACUUUACCAGGAGAUAUUCCUAACUAAAUUCUAAUACAUGCACCUUGUCAAUAUUUUACGCAUCAUUACGUCCAGCUGUUUGGUAAGGCAUUCAAAUUUAACAAUAAGUGAUUUCAAUAGUUUUCGUUUUUUUGGGACACCCUGUAGAAUACAGUGGCGGAAAUUCACUUUUUCCGGUGGGAGGCAAAACCUCCUAAAUUUCCGACAAAACUUUCAAACUCCCGACAAACCCCACCAUUUGCACUUGAAAAUGCUGUUUUUAGCCCUCUUGUAGGUCAAAAGUUCCGAAAAUUCGACAUUUUCCGUGAAGGUGGAGGGGCAGUCGACCCCCCACCAAGAUUUCUGCCACUGAUAGAAUAGUAUACAAAUACUGAAUAUUUAUGAGUGCAAUGAUAAAAGUAUUUUCAUAGUCAAACUCAAUAAUAAAAUUGUUCAAUAAUUAAUAUGGGGAAAAUCUAAAAAGUUGUUUAUAAAACAAUGCAUUUGCCUGCUAUGGUGACGUCACUCGCUGCGUACUAAUAAGUUCUACCAGAACUGCAAAAAUUCAUUGUUAUCUAAACAUUUUUUUAAGAUUUUUCCCAUAUUUAACAAUUGUAUUAAAAGUUUGACUAUUUUAGUCAAAUAUUUAACACACCUAGCUAUUGGGCUGCCUGUGGUGAAUAGCUAUAUACUGCCACCAACGCAACAGAAAUGAAAAUAUUUUUUACUAUUGCACAAAUUAAAACAUUCAUUAUUUGUUUUAUGUAACACCAAUAUAAAUCAAUGUUAGUGAUUUUUUAUUGAUCAAAUUGUAACAAAUACAUACCUGAGUGUAAUGUUUAAAAUUAAUAGAAGUCCAACAAAUAAAUGGUAUUCAUGUCAACUGUCUUAGAAAAUAAUAUUUUUAGUGAUUUUACACCCACUAUAUUGCUUUGUGAACACAUGUAUAUAAUGAUCAGAGUAUACUGAUAUUGCCUUAUUAAUUGUUGGCAUCCUUGUAUACAUGCAGUAAUGUAUUUCUAAUUAUUUUAAAGUUAAACUUUUAAAUUGCUGCUGUGUGUAUAGGAUUUAGGUUUUUUUCUAUUUCUAUUUUUCUAAAAAUAUACUUAGAUUUACAUAGUGAUGUAAAUAGUAAUGUAAAAGGAAGCUUUAGAAUGGCACAAUCAAUGAGUAAUUUGUAUGCAUGGAUUUGGCGAUUAUUAGAGACAUUAUUUAAGGAAAAUUAGGUGGAACUAAAUGAUUAGAUAAAAUGGUGACUGCCCAUAUUAACUUUAUCUCAACUAUAGGAAAGCUCAAAACUAAGAAGAUGUAUAUGCAUGUUUGUGAUGUGACUGUUUUGCAUUUUCGUGGGUGGAACAUGACUGACUGGCAACGUCAGUUGAAAUAAUCACCACAUGAUGCCGUUUACAGCCAUAAAGCAAUAACUAAACAAGUCCAGAUCUCAUGCCAGUACUGUAUGUUAUUGCUAAUAGUCCAGUGGAAAUUAACCUGCCCUUACUGUAUGUCGCACAUUGAUGACUUUUGUUCCUCGACGUUGCAAAUGUUCCAGCCGCUUGAUCAGCUCAACUGGCUGUGGCAACUAAACUUGGGUGGCGUAAUUUAGCCCGAAAUUGAGCGCACCAUUGUUAUAGGUAUAAUCAGGGUAUAAUGAGCGAUGCAUUCUUACAUCUUGAUCUCUGCUCUUCACACGAAAGUCUUGCAUGGCAUUAGCAAAAUUAAUUCAUAUUUAAAGCUUAUGAGUUAUGUCCAAAUAUAUUGACUGGAAACCAGUCCGGGUAAAAACCUAUGAGAAAUUUGCAUAAAACAAUGAUUGGAAUCACUAAAUUUAUACAUAACAAACAACCUAAUAAAAAUACGAGCACUGUAAUUUAAGUCUGGUGUAAGGUUUUAAAAAAUAAGUAUUAAAAGUAUAAAUUUUAAAAUAAAGAGUAAAGUAUACAGGUAAUGAUGUUAUGAUGCAUGUAUUAUAAUACUUCGUUUUAGGAACCACAGACAAUUGGUUUUAUUGGUCUGGGUAAUAUGGGUGGUCCUAUGGCAAAGAAUCUACUAACAAAUGGUCACAAGUUGCUGGUUAAUGAUGUUGUCAGCGCGUCUGUGAAAGAAUUACAAAAUGAAGGAGCUGAUGUUGGUGAUAACCCAGCGGAUAUUGCAUCCAAGACAUCCGUUAUUAUAACCAUGUUGCCUUCUAGGUAAAAAUAUUUAUAAACAAAUGUAUGACUAUAUACAGUAUGUACUGUGGGAGCAAUUCAACUUACCUAUAAUCCUUGAAAACUCAAACAAAACAGGCUGAACCCACUCAAUCAAACACAUUUUGUUGUUGUUUUUUUUUAUUAUAUUUUAGUCCAAAUGUGUCUGAAGUAUAUCUUGGCAAAAACGGAAUUAUUGAGUAAGGCUGUUUUUACUUUUUACUUUUUACUGCGACAUUUUUCUUCAUACUGUAAAUGCCAUUUGUUUAUCUCGGUUACCUUUUCUCCAGAGCUGUUCAAGAAGGUUCAUUGCUGAUAGAUAGCAGUACUAUUAAUCCCGAGGUUGCAAAAGAAGUAGCAUCCAAAGCGGAAGAGAAAGGUGCCACAUACUUGGACGCCCCUGUAUCUGGAGGUACACUGAACUAGACGAAAGUCAUGCGGCCCAACAUUUUAACACUGUAUUCUUUGCUUAUUUCACUUUAUUUGUUCCAUUCUAUAACUGAAAAAUGAUUUAAUACUAACAUCAUUGCCCCAGGUGUCAUUGCUUCACAAAAUGGAACUUUAUCAUUUCUGGUUGGUGGAAGCAAGACGGGAUUUGAAAGAGCAAAGCCAAUUCUUGAGUGCAUGGGCCAAAAUAUCUUCCAUUGUGGUGAAACUGCAACAGGACAGGUAGAGAAGUGUCUUAACUCUUAAACUCAUUCUGCAAUCAUCAUUAGUGUCAAAGUUCAAUUUUUCUGUUUGUCGAUUGGUUAAAUCCGUGUCACGUGCCGGUCCACAAAACGUCAUGUUCGGCAACCGGUCCGCAAUGAAACAUUUAUUGACCGGUCAAUAAUAAAAUGGGUGCAUUAGCAAUACGCAUGCGUGUCAACUGCGAAGUUCCAAAGUUCAUUUUUUAAACUUUUUACUGAACAUUUACGGCGUUCCAUUUAUCCAGUUUUGGUUUCAAAUUAAGUUCACUCCAAUAACCGAUGAAUUAUACAUACUUUGCCACUUAUCCCCGAGCCAACGGCGCGGAGCGCCGUUCCGGGCCCGGGGCGAGAGUACUAAUUCCGCCCGGCUAUUUACACCCGGGGAAAGGGAAGCAUUAGCGAAGUCUAAAGUUCAUCAAUGAUCGCGGUCGCAUGGUGUAUGGGUGGUCAUCUCACUGAUCUCAAAAUAUGGCUGUUUGCCAGGAGUGAAGAAGGCAAAAAUAUAAAAUAUACAUGUAAGAAAACUUGGAAAAUCGUUUCACAUAACAAAUUGUAAAACUUUUUUCACUUUUUAAACGUAAACAUUAAUUAAUAAGAAUUGAUUUAGUAUGAUAAAUCUUAAUAUGGCAAGUUUGAUUGAAUUGUUUAUGUAUGACUUAUACAUAUCGAUCUUGUUCUUGUUGUUCAAGUCUUUCCUAUGCGUUGUAUGCGAAAGUUUCUUAGUUAAAUUAACUUUUGUAGAAGUUUAUGAUAAAAAGGAAAGCAAAUUAUUUUCAUUAGCGUCCUGUACGAAUUAAAUUUGUUUCAUUUCAAAGUGCGAGUAAUAUUAAGUUGAAGCUCGAGUUGAAGAGUUUUAUAGUAUCGGCAAAACGCAGUUAAUUUCAAUUCACAUUUAAAAACGUUUUACGUAGAGUUUCGUUUUGAAUUUUACAUUAAAAUAAAGCUCAUAGAAAACAAAAUAAUAUGCCUACUUUAAAUAUUUUAGAAAUUGGUAGUUCUGUGUUUAAAAGUGUUCAAGUUUCAUCUAUUUUUUGCAUGUUUAUGCAAAAAAUUAAAAAAACAAUUAGUUAUCGUGUUGCCAUGAGGCCCAUGACACCAUAGAGAUUAUAAAUAACACUAGAGGAGGCAUCGAGUUUAAAAAUUGGGAACGCAGUUAAUGGGGGGCAAAUUCAAGUCCCGGAUAUAAAAUCGUGCUCUCAUUGGCUGAUUUGAAACUCGUCACCAAUGGGUGACUGAAUUAAGAUUACAUUGCCUCCUCUAGUGUUAUUUAUAAUCUCUAUGCAUGACACAGAAUACUACACAGAAGUCCAUCUCCGUUGCUUUUUGCGUAAGCUCUAUUCGUCAUGAUUCGUCACUCAACAAGUACCGUAAACAGAAACAGUUUAUAUAAAUAUUUUAUGCAGCCCUGACUUGCUGAGUGACGAAUCAUGACGAAUAGAGCUUACGCAAAAAGCAAUGGAGAUGGACUUCUGUGUAGUAUUCUGUGCCCAUGACUAACAUGACGUGAGCAACGCUAGCCUGCGUUCAGUGUUGGCGUAAUAACGAAUACUUCAUGUUGAGAAAAUGUUUGGAAAAUAUAGGCGAGGGGUUGUUGCAUGCAUGUAUUUCUAGUAUACUAGAUAACAAAACACUUAUUUACUGAGACCGAGGGAAACAGUGUGUUUUGUGGCCCCUCGACCGCCGUUGUUGCCUUCGGCUUCGCCUCGGGCAACAACGGCGGUCUCGGGUCCACAAAACACACUGUUUCCCUCGGUCUCAGUAAAUAAGUGAUAAAUGUUACUCGACUGUUAUUGCCUGCAUGUUUCCAAUACAGUUAAUCCCAGUUAAAACAUCAAAAUGCAGUUAAAACAUCACAGUGCAAAAUUUUAUUAUCACAGUACAAAAUCCUGUAACAAAGCAAUUUACUAUACGAAAACUGUGACUGUGACUGUGACAGGCUGCUCCAAAAAACGAUUAGCAUGCAGUCCAUAAACCUGUGAAGUAGGAAACAAAUUCGGAAUACAAGUUCCAUCUUGAAACUUACUCUUGCUCUACUUAAAUAUUAAGUUUCAAGACGGAACUUCUUCUGUUCGGAGUUUGUUUCCUACUUUGUUCAGUCCAUAUAUUUUGCGUUUGUAUUUUAAUUAGGCAGUGAAAAUAUGCAAUAACCUGCUAUUGGCAAUAUCAAUGAUUGGUACAUCAGAAGCUAUGAAUCUUGGUCAAAAUCUAGGCUUGGAUCCUAAACUACUUGCUGAAGUUAUAAGCAAAAGUACAGGGCGGUGUUGGUCAAGUGAUCUUUAUAAUCCAUGUCCUGGUGUCUUAGAAAAUGUUCCAUCAAGUAAUAAUUAUCAAGGUGGUUUUGGUACUGCAUUGAUGACCAAGGUAAAAAAAAUAUUGUUUGGGUUUAAAGUAUCACUUCGUGUACAGGUACGAAAAGAUAUAAAAUGUUCCCUUUGCAUGCUACUAUACAUUCUGUGUUUGUAAAUUGUACAAUAUAUUGCUACAUCAUUGCGGAACGUGUAUUAAUACCUCUGCGACAUUCUUUCCAUAUCUAGUAGUAAGUUGCCUAGUACAGUAGUAGUAAGUUGCCUAGUACAGUAGUAGUAAGUAGCCUAGUACAGUAGUAGUAAGUUGCCUAGUACAGUAGUAGUAAGUAGCCUAGUACAGUAGUAGUAAGUAGCCUAGUACAGUAGUAGUAAGUAGCCUAGUACAGUAGUAGUAAGUAGCCUAGUACAGUAGUAGUAAGUUAGCCUAGUACAGUAGUAGUAAGUAGCCUAGUACAGUAGUAGUAAGUAGCCUAGUACAGUAGUAGUAAGUAGCCUAGUACAGUAGUAGUAAGUAGCCUAGUACAGUAGUAGUAAGUUGCCUAGUACAGUAGUAGUAAGUUAGAUAUACUACUAGAUAUCUAGUAGUACGCCUGCAAUAUAAGUUUAUAGUUGUUCUAUGGUCAGUUCAAGAUGAUUUUGGUAUACUAUUAAAUGAAUUUUUCGUUGUCUUCGUUCAACGUUCACUUUGUCGCCGCGAGAAUAUUUUGGGAUAAACGUAACCACCAAAGGCAUUAAUCUCUGUGUACUCGAUAGAGCAAUGGAUAGAAACUAGAGUAGAACAGGAUUCGUAUAAAUUUUUAACACAUGCAUGUUGCGAUUUCAUGCAUACCUAGCUUUAGAUUAUAUUGAUUGAAUACAUGCAGGGUUCGUAGCGGUCUUUGAUUUCCUUGAAAGUCUUUAAAUUUGAAUGCAGGUCUUUAAGGUCUUUGAAAAGUCUUUGAAUUGUGUGAAAAAGGGAAGAAAGUCUUUAAUAAUUAUGGGGUCCUGCUGCCUGAAUUUUUUGUUCGCGAACCUAUGAUGCAACAUCGGCUCUAUCUUAUUAUGGUUUAAUGCAUAUGCAACAUGCCAUAUAUCAUUUUGAAGCUUAUAACAUGCUCUAUACAAAUAUUAUCACAGAUGACCUCCCACGAAAAAACUUAAAUGUAUAACAACCUUGCAAACCAGAAAAGUGAAUUUUUGACUGUCUAUAUUUAAAAUCUAUCUAGUCAAAAUCUAAGCAUCCAAACUUGAUGAAUUUAAGUUGAGUAAUAGAUUACAUCCCUGUGAGCAAAAUAAUGGAUGCUUUUUGUCUAACUCUCUAUUUUGUUGCCAUGCCAACAAGUAUUAGGUAAGGAUCUUGCUCAUCAAUACUAAUUUUGGUGUAGAACAUUCAAUUUUGAUCAGAGUGUAAAAAGCAUCCAUUAAUUUGUGCAGAAACAUCCAAAGAACAAUCUCAGAAAAAAUCAGCAAGAUUGGUUAAAUACUCUUUGAGAAGAUAGGAUUUAAGUAACGGCUGCUAGCCAAAGUACGGUUUUGGGGAAAACGCCAUUUAAAGUUAGUAAACAAUCUUGCUAGUGUUUUCUGAUGUUUGGGUGAUUGGUACCUGUCCAAAGUCAACGCUUAUCAUUGCAAGAAUGCCACAGUCACUUUUCUUGAUUUCUAUUGGCAAAUUGAGCCAAUGGUACAUCACCAGUGUCAUUAGACUCAUCAUAAUGAGCAAAUCUGGCUAACGGAUGGUCAUCUUAAUCAUCAAAGUCAUCUUCAUCAUCACCCACCGUACCAAGUGGCAUAUUCAGGAGAAUCUUCACCAAGAUCCUUCUUUGCUGAUGUACACUCUGAGCACAGCUUCAACUCAAAAGCGAAAUCAAGCACCUCGCCAGUUUUAACCGAGAUGACAAAACCAAGCCCGAUAUUAGCUGUGUAUCCUCGUUUGGACCACAUACCGUCAUAGCUCACCGCAAUCUCUGCGACAUCAGUUUCAUCAGAGCGAUCACUUUGUUUCUCGCCUUCUGUAACUGUUCCGUAACAGCUUUCUUGUGGGCCACACACAGUGCAGCAACAUGUUGGUACCAAACUUUAUGAUGGCACGGGGGGGGGGGCAUAUUGAAAAUAUCACACAUAACUGACAUAGCCUCUCUUCCUACACCCAUCACCAUUCCUGAGUAAACCAUAUGCCUGUUUGUAUCCAUGGUAUUUUGGGGUUUCUACACUUGGCUGUUGUUCCCAGAGGUUUGAAGCUGGAUCUUGACGUCGCAUUUGGAAGACUAGAGACAUUGAUCACUGACUCGUUACCUUUCAUACUGUCAUACAGAAGCAAGCACUGGUGUGCACGCUGUUGUUUGAAUUUGAUGUGUCAACAUCCCAUCGACUCUGGCCACAAAAUUGCCACAUUUUUAUACUUUUGGCAUUGCAAAGAAAAUAUAAUCUCUAAGAGACUAUUUUCAGAUACCAACAAGCAACAAAAUAAAAUAAAAUACAACCAAAGUGUGAAUCUUUGAUGUGUUUUCAGCUCGAUAUAGCAAUGUUUUCGAACAGUGAAGAAAAAUGGGCUAUCCAUUUAAUAUCCGUACCCCCCCCCCUGUCGAGGAUCCCUGGAAUUCUUCAGGGGUAAAGGGUUUUGAGCUUGGAAUUCUUCAGGGGCAAAGUGUUUUGAGCUUGGAAUUCUUCAGGGGUAAAGUGUUUUGAGUUUGGAAUUCUUCAGGGGUAAAUGGUUUUGAGCUUGGAAUUCUUCAGGGGUAAAGGGUUUUGAGCUUGGAAUUCUUCAGGGGUAAAGAGGUUUGAGAUUGAAAUUUUUCAGAGCUCAGUGGUAAAAGGUUUUGAGCUUGGAAUUCUUCAGGGAUAAAGAGUUUUGAGCUUGGAAUUUUGGAAUUCUUCAGGGGUAAACAGUUUUGAGCUUGGAAUUCUUCUGGGGUAUGACAAUGAAAAACAUGUAUCCUCGACAGGGGGGUACGGAUAUUAAAUGGAAUAGCCCAAUGUGGUCUAGAAUAGCUAUGCGGCCAGGCCUUAACUUGUUACCAGUCCCUCAGGUUGUGGAUUUACAUAAUCAGCAAAAAAAAUUAAAACCGCCCACAAACAACCAAGAAACAAGGCAUAACAAAUAAAAUACACUAACCCGUUUCCAUGGCAACGUGAAAAAUGGUUGCCUACCCUUUCAAAAAGAUGAAAUUCUGUGAGAAAGCAAAGUUCUAUCAGGCCUAUUUUUGCUUUCACAGACAUCUACACAUACUAAUGAUGAUUUUAAGACCAAAAAAAAAUUUGAAUUUUUAAAAAUUCUUUUGGUAGCAGGACCCCUUAUUAAUUAAGAGUCUUUAAAUUCUUUAGUGAGGAAUUGACUAUACGAUUUCCUGGCUAAUAAAAUAGAUUGAUUGAAGCAAGAUUUUCGCAAAUAUCGAUGAAAAGGCGCAUUUUAGGAUGUGAUUUGACUGGACUAAUUACUGUGUAAAAAUGGUGCUUACACUCGCAAUUUUUCGACAGCUAAUUGCUCUCAAAGGGCUUUGAAAAGUCUUUGAAAAUAGGCAGAAAAAAUCUUUGAAAGUCUUUGAAUUGUUUUGGUCUUGGAGACUACGAACCCUGACAUGUAUAUACCGAUAUCGCAGUAAUGUAUUUCUAAUUAUUUUAAAGUUAAACUUUAUAAAUUUCUGCUUUGUGUAUAGGAUUUAGGUUUGGCUCAAGAAGCAGCUACAGGCACAAAAUCUGCCACACCUCUAGGAUCAGUAGCUCAUCAAAUAUACCGAAUAAUGUGCAACCGUGGGUAUGGACAUUUAGACUUCUCAUCCGCUUACAAAUUCAUCAAAGAAGAUGAGUGAUUGAAUUGUAAUUAUAUUAGAGCCUGUGUACAUGAUCCUGGUUUGCCAAGAUAGGACGCGGGGGAUUUUGAUGUGUUAAAAUAACUCAUUGUUCAUGAUUCAGCAAAACAGCGUUUUUUUCUUAGUAAUGUCAGAAUAAUCACAGACGAAUAUGGUUUUUAAGCAGCUUUGACAUAAUCUUUCUAAACUAUAGGAUCUCAACAGCAUUUCAGUUCCUUGAAUUGCAGUGUAACUUUUCGCUUAGUGCGUUAGUUAUUUCACCACAUACAGUGUAAAAUAUCACGCCUCUAUUACCGUCUCGCUUAGCCCAAUCAUGUAAACAGCCUAUAGUCUUAGAUAUAUUUACCCAACAAUCAUGUGUUGCACGAUACUGGAUAUUACAUAUUAUAGUCUCCGUUGUAGCUAACCUGACGGCAUCCAGGGAAUGUGAUCUAUAGAAUUUACUGGUAAAGUGACCCUACUGUAUUUAAGAAAUUGACAUAAUCAAUAAGACAAUAUAUAAUUGUAAUAGACGUUCUGGGUUCUGUUCUGGAGGAACAGAAUUCGAACAAUAUGCAUGUAUCAUUUUAUUCAUUUACAGCUGAAACUUAACUUAAUGUAUUUCCAGAUCUGUAUUUGCAAUCAAGUAAUAUAUUUGACUCUGGAACUAAGAUUUAAAUCCAUUAAUCAUCAUUAUAGCCG
Paramuricea clavata is the source of this 11166-nucleotide messenger RNA. NCBI's taxonomy places the organism in Eukaryota, Metazoa, Cnidaria, Anthozoa, Malacalcyonacea, Plexauridae. The record is from the annotation of a GenBank genome assembly.